Molecule: messenger RNA, 2155 nt
Organism: Gracilinanus agilis (Agile Gracile Mouse Opossum)
Lineage: Eukaryota; Metazoa; Chordata; Mammalia; Didelphimorphia; Didelphidae
Product: guanylate-binding protein 1-like
Exons: 11
Coding region: 6-1871 (621 amino acids)
Molecular function (GO): GTP binding; GTPase activity
Source: RefSeq, a predicted model, not a curated record
UCCAGAUGGACGGACAGAAAGCGAGGGCAGAGCAAACACAAGAAAACUCAAGUCAGAAGAAACGGGAACCGAAACAUACCCCCUUCAACAUGGGCUCUGAUGUCUGGAUGUCGGCCCCAGAGUGCUUAAUUGAAAACAAUAAUGGACGAUUGACAGUGAACCAGAAAUCGCUAAAGAUCCUUGCUUCAAUAACUGAGCCAGUGGUGGUGGUGGCCAUUGUGGGCAAUUAUCGCACUGGCAAGUCCUACCUGAUGAAUAAGCUAGCAGGGAAAAAAUCAGGUUUCUCCCUUGGCUCCACAGUGCAGUCUCACACCAAGGGCAUCUGGAUGUGGUGUGUUCCUCAUCCCAAGAAGCCAAAUCAUGGCCUUGUUCUCCUGGAUACUGAGGGACUGGGUGAUGUGGAGAAGGGAGAUAACAAGAAUGACACAUGGAUCUUUGCCCUGGCCGUGCUACUCAGCAGCACCUUUGUCUACAACAGCAUGGGCACCAUCAACCAGCAGGCUAUGGAUCAGCUCCACUAUGUAACUGAGCUGACAGACCGCAUCAAGAGCAAAUCUUCCUCCAAAAUCAGUGAGGUAGAAAAUAUCUCUGAAUUUGUGAGCUUCUUUCCAGACUUUGUGUGGACUUUGCGUGAUUUCAGCUUGGAGCUGGAAAUUGAUGGAAAACCUGUCACCCCUGAUGAGUACCUGGAGAAUGCACUGAGGCCUAGAAAAGGUAAACCUGAGGAAGUUAAAAUGUUCAACCUACCUCGUCAAUGUAUCCGCCAGUUCUUCCCCAAGAAGAAAUGCUUUAUCUUUGACCGACCUGCCCACCGAAAGAUGCUUUCCCAGCUGGAAAAGCUUCAUGACAGUGAACUAGAUCCUGAUUUUGUGAAACAAGUCGAAAGCUUCUGCUUGUAUAUCUUCCGGGACGCCAAUGUGAAAACUCUCCAAGGAGGCAUCCAAGUCAAUGGGCCCCGUCUAGAGAAUCUGGUCCUGACCUAUGUUGAGGCCAUCACCAGUGGAGAUAUGCCCUGUAUGGAGAACGCAGUCCUAGCACUGGCUCAAAUAGAGAACUCAGCCGCAGUUCAAAGGGCCCUUACAUACUAUGAGGAGAUGAUGAGACAAAGGGUCCAGUUCCCCACAGAAACCCUACGAGAGCUGUUGGAUGUGCACAGCACCUGUGAGAAGGAAGCCAUCGAAGUCUUCAUCAAGGACUCUUUCAAAGAUGUGGACCAGAAAUUUCAGAAGGAAUUGGCGGACCGGCUAGAAGCCAAGCGAGAUGCCUUCUGUAACCAGAACCUGAACGAGUCGGCACAACGGUGUAGAGCUAUUCUUGAGGAAGUUUUCAGUCCUCUGGAGGAAGCAGUGAAGAAGGGUGAUUUCAGUAAACCGAGGGGCUAUCAUCUCUUUCUGCAGAAGAUCAAGGAACUGAAACAGAAUUACUACCAGAAGCCCAGGAAGGGAAUACAGGCUGAGGAGAUUCUGCAGGAAUACCUGAAAUCUAAAGAAGAUGUAUCUGAGGCAAUAUUGCAGGCAGACCAGUCACUCUCAACAAAAGAAAAAGAUAUUGAAGUGGCUCGUGUAAAAGCUGAAGCUGCUGAGGCUGCCGCAAAGCAGUUGGAGGAAAUGCAAAAGAAGACCCAGGAGAUGAUGGAGCAGAGGGAAAGAAGCUACCAAGAGCAUAUAAAACAGGUGACUGAAAAAAUGGAAGCAGAAAGGAAACUGCUGAUAGAAGAACAGCAAAAAGCCAUGGCUCUGAAACUCCAGGAACAGGAAAAUUUACUAAAGGAAGGAUAUAAAAUUGAAUCAAAUGAGCUUCAAAAACAAAUCAAUUCUCUGAAGUCCCAACUGGAUAAUAGUAGAAGAAGAAGUAGAUGUAUCAUAAGCUAAAGACUGAGGCCCCCUCACUCUUGUUCAACUCAAACAUAACUUGAAGAAGAAUCUUCAGAAUCAAGGCUCACUGACUUUUGGCUAUGAUUUACUUCAUUUUUUUCCUAUUCUAGAUAGUACCCUUUGAAAAAACAUACUUAUUUUCCCUACGUGAUGGUUUUAGGAUUACCAAAAAAAUUAUGAUUUUUGCAUUUGAUCCCUGUAUAAACUGUCAUUUUCAACUUUUCCCUUUUUUUCUUGAAAACAGUAGGACUCUGUAUUUAUAUGAAUAUUUCAUAUACAAC